AUGGGUCUCACUUCACAGAUGACUACUGCAUCAAUCAAAGAAGACACAAAUGAUAAUAUCACCAUAUUUACACGAAUACUUGAUGGUUUGCUGGAUGGUUACGACAACAGACUACGGCCUGGGCUUGGAGAAAGAAUUACUCAAGUGAAAACAGAUAUUUAUGUUACAAGCUUUGGCCCAGUAUCAGAUACAGAGAUGGAAUAUACCAUUGAUGUGUUUUUCCGCCAGAGCUGGAAGGAUGAAAGACUUAGCUUUCAAGGACCUAUGCAGCGUCUUCCUCUUAACAAUUUAUUGGCCAGUAAAAUCUGGACACCUGACACUUUUUUUCACAAUGGGAAAAAAUCUAUUGCUCAUAAUAUAACAACCCCCAACAAACUACUACGCCUCGAAGAUGAUGGCACACUACUCUACACAAUGAGAUUGACAAUUUCAGCAGAAUGCCCCAUGCAGCUAGAAGACUUUCCUAUGGAUGCUCACGCAUGCCCUCUAAAAUUUGGAAGUUAUGCAUAUCCUAACUCAGAAUUGAGGUAUGAAUGGACCAAUGUGACCCACAAAUCUGUGGUAGUGGCAGAGGAUGGCUCUCGUUUAAACCAAUAUCAUUUGAUCGGGCAAACUGUUGGAACUGAAAAUAUCAGCACAAGUACAGGUGAAUACACUGUGAUGACUGCACAUUUCCAUUUAAAAAGAAAAAUUGGCUACUUUGUAAUCCAGACCUAUCUGCCCUGUAUAAUGACCGUCAUGUUAUCCCAGGUGUCAUUCUGGUUAAACAGAGAGUCAGUUCCUGCUCGAACAGUAUUUGGUGUAACAACAGUUCUAACCAUGACAACACUGAGUAUAAGUGCUCGGAACUCAUUACCAAAGGUUGCCUAUGCUACUGCAAUGGAUUGGUUUAUAGCUGUGUGCUAUGCCUUUGUCUUCUCGGCACUCAUUGAAUUUGCAACUGUCAACUACUUUACUAAAAGAAGCUGGGCCUGGGAUGGAAAGAAAGCUCUUGAAGCCGCAAAAAUAAAGAAAAAAGAGCAAGAAUCUCUUGGAAGAAAGCCCAUCAAUACCUAUGGUGGAGGAAGAAUAACCUACACACCCAAUAUUUCCAAAGACCUUACUUCAUCUGUAAUCUCAAAUCCUACUUCUUUGCAUAUGAAAGUUGAAGACAAAUGCCCAGAAAAAAAGACUUACAACAGUGUCAGCAAAAUUGACAAAAUGUCUCGAAUAGUUUUCCCUGUCAUGUUUGGAACUUUUAACUUAGUUUACUGGGCAACAUAUUUGAACAGGGAACCAGUCAUCAAAGGGGCGGCCUCGUCCAAAGCAUCUCAAGUAUUGCCAAUACACAUCUGA
This is a messenger RNA of Bufo gargarizans (Asiatic toad), 1335 nucleotides long. RefSeq names its product gamma-aminobutyric acid type A receptor subunit alpha5 (gene GABRA5). The coding region runs from base 1 to 1335 and encodes 444 amino acids. The transcript is spliced from 9 exons. The record is from RefSeq and is a predicted model, not a curated record. Gene Ontology annotation, biological process: regulation of postsynaptic membrane potential; synaptic transmission, GABAergic; monoatomic ion transmembrane transport. Gene Ontology annotation, molecular function: GABA-A receptor activity; transmitter-gated monoatomic ion channel activity involved in regulation of postsynaptic membrane potential; benzodiazepine receptor activity. Lineage: Eukaryota; Metazoa; Chordata; Amphibia; Anura; Bufonidae. Gene Ontology annotation, cellular component: postsynapse; dendrite membrane; synapse.